UCUCCAGCACCCAAGCUUCUUCAUCAAUCACCACAGCAAAACGAUCAUGUUUAUCUUCUAUAUUUUUCUUUUUCUCUCCUCAGCCAUUAUAGAUUCGACUGGGUUUGCAAAGGCCCAGAAGUUGGAUGCAGUUGGUGGGAAGGGAGGCAAGCAAUGGGAUGAUGGAGCAGACCAUGACAAUGUAGCAAAAGUUUAUAUACGAGGUGGUCUUGAAGGCAUACAAUACAUCAAAAUUGAUUAUGUCAAAGACGGACAAUCUAUAAGUGGAUCCAUCCAUGGUGUUUCGGGUAGCGGUUUCACAGAGACGUUUGAGAUUGAUUAUUUGAACAGUGAAUAUAUUGUAUCUGUUGAUGGCUACUACGACAAAACCGGUGGGAUGCAAGCACUUGUAAUCAAAACCAACCGGAAGACUUCAGAGGUGAUUGGAUAUUCAAAGGGUACCACUAAGUUUUCACUAGGUGGAGUCAAUGGCAAGAUGAUGAUCGGAUUCCAUGGAUCCGCUGGGAAAGUCUUAAACUCCAUUGGAGCAUAUUUAACAACAGCUCCUCCUACCAAGUCAGAACUCGUAGGUGGUCUAACCGGAGGCGAACCUUGGGAUGAUGGUCCUAAUUAUGAUGGCGUGAGAAAGGUAUCUGUUACUUACAUUAGCACGCUUAUAAGGAGUAUCAAUGUCGACUACGAAAAGGACGGCCAAGUUGUAACAUGUUACCAUGGGAUGAAGAAUGGAGAUACAGAGGAGUUUGUGGUAGACUAUCCAAAUGAAUAUUUGAUAUCAGUGGAGGGUACCUACAACAUACUCCCCGAUGAUAACGUUUUGGUCAUUAGGUCGUUGAUUUUCAAAACAUCAAAAGGGAGAAUCUCUCCCACGUAUGGGUUUGUGUCAGGCACCAAAUUUGUGUUGGAGAGCCAAGGUAAUGCUAUUGUUGGAUUCUAUGGGCGGGAUGGUGGUGCUUUCGACGCUAUCGGGGUUUACUUCUCUCCGAUUCCAUCGUAAUUCAAAACUAUAAACGAUAUAAAAAAAUAAGGUUCGAUGGAUGAAAAUAGUCACGAACUUCACUCUCGUUUCAUUAUGUUGCCUUAAGGCUCACGUAUUACGUACUACCAUGUUUCUUUAAUUUUAGUAGUCUAUUCCGAGUUUGAAUCUCUUGUAAUAAAACAAGGUUUAAUUAUUAAACCUCUAUUUCAGUAUUUUAAA
Molecule: messenger RNA, 1195 nt
Organism: Camelina sativa (false flax)
Lineage: Eukaryota; Viridiplantae; Streptophyta; Magnoliopsida; Brassicales; Brassicaceae
Product: jacalin-related lectin 10
Molecular function (GO): carbohydrate binding
Source: RefSeq, a predicted model, not a curated record